Messenger RNA from Acomys russatus (golden spiny mouse), 1869 nucleotides. It is a transcript of the gene Gpr20, whose product is annotated as G protein-coupled receptor 20. The transcript has a single exon. Gene Ontology annotation, biological process: phospholipase C-activating G protein-coupled receptor signaling pathway; positive regulation of Rho protein signal transduction. Gene Ontology annotation, cellular component: membrane. The coding region runs from base 677 to 1825 and encodes 382 amino acids. Gene Ontology annotation, molecular function: G protein-coupled receptor activity. The record is from RefSeq and is a predicted model, not a curated record. Lineage: Eukaryota; Metazoa; Chordata; Mammalia; Rodentia; Muridae.
CCCAGCCCCCUGACUGCCCCACAGCACCCUACACGGAGUCCAGUGUUUAUUUGACUCACACCAGAGACCAGGCAGCUAGGCAGCUUCUGCUGUGACCUGCCUUCUGGCUCCAGCUCUUUAGGCAGCCAUAUAGCCCGUUGAGCACCCACACUUCAGGAAAGGUCUAGAGUGGGGAUCUCGAGCUGACCUGAGAGGAGGUAAGAACAGACCAGGGCGCAGAGGCUGGGGCCUUGACAAUGGGUGUGGGGCAAGGGCGUGGCCAGCAGCUUCUAGUCCCCACGUGGGCUAGCUAGACUUUGUCCCAGCAGAACUGGUUCAUCAUCCACCAGCUAUGUCUGCAAUGCUCCCAGAGGCAAUGGGAUUCCAGUGGCAUAGAGUAGAAAAGACGGCACAGUAGUUAAAGGACCUGCCUGAGGAGAUGCAGCUAGCAGGUGAGCGCUAGCCCUAAACUCACAUCGCAGCCCUGUGUGUUGUCUUUUCUCUGGAAUCUGAGGACGGUCCUCCAGGCAGUUUUGUCUGUCUGGCAAGGUUGGUCUCAGUAACUUUAACAUCUCAGUACAGUGUCUGGGUGGAACGGGAGAGAGCUGGCCCAAACAAAAGUACGGUUUGGGGAAUGCCGAAUACCUGGGAUGACUCAUCUGCUUGCUUCUAGGCUGGGGGUGCACUGACCACUGCCAUGCCCUCUGCAUUCUCCAUGAGGCCCUGGGAUGCUGUGCUCCCCAAUGCCACUGCAGCAGCAUGGACCAAUGGAAGUAUGCCAGAGACGCCCCUGUUCCACCUAUUUGCCCGGCUGGAUGAGGAGCUGCACACAGCCUUCCCCAGCCUGUGGCUGGCACUAAUGGUCGUGCAUGGCACCAUCUUCCUCGCCGGGCUGGUGCUCAAUGGACUGGCGCUGUAUGUCUUCUGCUGCCGCACGCGGGCCAAGACACCCUCGGUCACCUAUACCAUCAACCUGGUGGUGACUGACCUGCUAGUGGGCCUGUCUCUGCCCACACGCUUUGCUGUCUUCUAUGGUGCCCGCGGCUGCCUGCGCUGUGCCUUCCCUCAUGUCCUGGGCUACUUCCUCAACAUGCAUUGUUCCAUCCUCUUCCUCACCUGCAUCUGUGUGGACCGCUACCUGGCCAUCGUGCAACCCGAGGGUUCCCGCCGCUGGCGACAACCGGCCUGCGCCAAGGGUGUGUGCAUCUUCGUGUGGCUGGCAGCGGGAGUCGUGACCCUGUCGGUACUGGGUGUCAAGUCUGGUGGGCGAUCCUGCUGCCGUAUCUUUGCGCUGACUGUUCUGGAGUUCCUGCUGCCGCUGCUGGUCAUCAGUGUAUUCACUGGCCGCAUAAUGUGUGCGCUGUCUCGGCCAGGCCUGCUGCGCCAGGGCCGUCAGCGCCGUGUGAGGGCCAUGCAGCUGCUGCUCACUGUGCUAGUCAUCUUCCUGGUCUGCUUCACACCCUUCCAUGCUCGCCAGGUGGCUGUGGCCCUGUGGCCCAAUGUGCCUCACCACACAAGUCUCGUGGCUUACCAUGUGGCGGUCACCCUCAGCAGCCUCAACAGCUGCAUGGACCCCAUUGUCUACUGUUUCAUCACCAGUGGCUUCCAGGCCACUGUCCGAGGCCUCUUCCACCAGCAUGGAGAAGAAUUCAAGCCCUGCAGUAUGGACGUGGUCAGCAUGCAUAAGAGCACCAAGGGCUCAGGCCCCCAUCACAUCCUCAGCGCUGGCUCUCACACCCUCACCCGGGCUCUGACCAAUGGCUCUGAGCCACAGGCAGCAGUGCUCUGCCAAGAACCAAAGGUCACGGCUCUGGGAGGUUACCAGCCAGACACCUCUUGGGCCUGACCAGCGAGUUGAUUUCCUAGUGAUCCAUUGGCCAGGGCUACCCA